This is a messenger RNA of Babesia sp. Xinjiang, 1320 nucleotides long. RefSeq names its product Microfibrillar-associated protein 1. Bases 1 to 1320 code for a protein of 439 amino acids. Gene Ontology annotation, biological process: mRNA splicing, via spliceosome. Gene Ontology annotation, molecular function: RNA binding. The record is from RefSeq and is a predicted model, not a curated record. NCBI's taxonomy places the organism in Eukaryota, Apicomplexa, Aconoidasida, Piroplasmida, Babesiidae. Gene Ontology annotation, cellular component: U2-type spliceosomal complex. The transcript is spliced from 5 exons.
AUGAGCGAAGACCUUAAUAGGCCGCCAAGUCCCACGCGUGAUAAUGCGAAGCACCGCAGGACCUCUCAUGGACCGAAAGCCGUCAGGUACUGGCCCGGAAAGGCCCCAGAGUAUGCGAAAGAUACGCAAUCGAACAGUGAAUAUGACUCCGAUGAUGGUUCUGAUGUGGCUCAAACUGCUCUAGAACAGGAUCCACGGUAUUCAAGGUACACUAACUCAACAGGUAUGAACUGUACCCCGGAAGAUAUACUAAUAGUCACAGAUUCCGUCGAUGAUAACCAAAGAUCCGGUAGACGACGGGCGCCUGCCGCUACCAUUCUUGUUGAACGCGAAGUAGACAGAGAUAUAGACGAGGGGACAGCUCGACAUGAUACCGAUGUUGCAACGGAACCAGAUGAAAUAGCAGCUACACGGGACCGAUCUGCAAUAAGGUCUCGCGCUAUGGCAUAUCGCAAGGAAGAAGAAUCAAAAAUUGAUGAAAAUGAUACGGUAUUAAACUCAUUAGAAGAAGAAGAGGAAUUAUCGGAAUCCGAUAUAGACAAUGAUAUGGAUAGGUCAUACGACCAAUCUGAUAAUGAAGAGAGUUCAUCUGCACUUGCAAGGCCAGUGUUCGUACCGAAGAAACGGAGACUUACAGUUUUAGAAAAACAACAAAUUGAAAGAGAGGAACAAAGAAAAUUAGAAUGCGAACGACAACGUGCUAUUGAACGACAGAAACAGAGCAAAGAUCUUCUGAUACAAACACUAGUUUCAGAAGUAGCACAUCAGGAUACAGAAAAUAACGCGGAAAUGAUAGAUGAUACUGAUGAAUUGAAUGAAAAGGAAUAUGAAUUGUGGAAAAUUCGUGAACUAAAACGGGUGAUAAGAGACCGAGACGAAAGGACCGCACAUGAACGAUUGGCUGCGGAAGUUGAAAGAAGAAGACAUAUGACAGAAGAUGAAAGAUUACUAGAUGAUGAACGGAUAGAUCGUGAAAAGGUGCAACGGGCACCAAGAAGCAAGAUGAAAUUCCUACAAAAGUAUUACCACAAAGGUGCUUUCUUCAUGGAUAAGCUAGAAGAUGGGUCAGAACCGUUAUAUAACCGCGAUUUUAACGCACCAACUGCAGAUGAUUGUGUCGAUAAGUCACUGAUGCCAAAACCUUUGCAGGUACGCCGUGGUCUAUACGGUAAGAUGGGACAAGUAAAACACACCCAUCUCACGGCCGAAGAUACAACAAGGUUCGAUAUGCCUUGGAACAAGGCGACAAAUAAGUUCACACCAGCUGGGACACACAAUACUUUUGAUCGUCCCUCGCGAAAAUCAAAUAAAAAAAAGUGA